Messenger RNA from Hypomesus transpacificus, 1895 nucleotides. It is a transcript of the gene cdr2l, whose product is annotated as cerebellar degeneration-related protein 2-like. NCBI's taxonomy places the organism in Eukaryota, Metazoa, Chordata, Actinopteri, Osmeriformes, Osmeridae. The record is from RefSeq and is a predicted model, not a curated record.
GGUUUCGCUUCCGGGCGAAGCCCAUCGCCAGAUUUUUCAGAGCCGAUCGCCGGUCAUCGUUAACAACAGUAGAACCGGGCACCGAUGCUCCGUGCAGGAAGGAUGGAGGAGUUUAUAACGGAGGAAGAGGAACCAUGGUACGAUCAACGGGAUCUCGAGCAGGACCUGCACCUGGCAGCAGAGCUGGGGAAGACCCUGCUGGAGAGGAACAAGGAUCUGGAAGAUUCCCUGCAGCAGAUGUACAUCACCAACGAGGACCAGGUGCAGGAGAUCGAGUACAUGUCCAAGCAGCUGGAGAUGCUGAGGGAGAUGAACGAGCAGCAUGCUAAAGUGUACGAGCAGCUGGACGUGACUGCCAGGGAGCUGGAGAUCACCAACGAGAAGCUGGUGCUGGAGAGCAAGACCUCUCAGCAGAAGAUCGACAGGUUGACAGGCACCAUGGAGACGCUGCACAGCCAGGUGGAGACUCUGACAGCCAGAGUGGAGGAGCUUAGGACCCUGGAGGAGCUGCGGGUUCGCAGAGAGAAGAGAGAGAGGAGGAAGACUGUACACUCCUUCCCCUGCAUCAAAGAGCUCUGCACCGCACCCCGAUACGAGGAUGGCUUCCUAUUGGCCAACCCGGGCAGCGUGGACCUGGCGUCCUCAGACCGCCGCCCCCUGGACGAGGAGAACGACCGCCUGAGGGGCGUGGUCUCCUCGCUGCGCGCCACCAUGGCGUUGGAGCGCGGGCGGCGCGAGGGGGCGGAGCGGGAGUGCUCGGCGGUCCUGCAGGAGUUUGAGCGUCUGGAACAGCGCCUCCUGGGGGCCGAGGGAUGCCAGCUACGCGUGCAGGAGCUGGAGGCGGAGCUAGAGGAGAUGCAGCAGCUGCGCAAGUCCCGCCUCUGUCUCUUGGAGGGGGAGGGGCUGGAGCAGACGUUGCUGAGCAACGCCCCGGAAACCGACACUCCCGAGGAGGAGGGGGGGGGAGGGGAGGCGGGGGAGGGGGGAGGCCAGGGGGGGGGAGGAGGGCAGGUGAGGAAGAGUUGCAGCGACACUGCCCUCAACGCCAUCUCGGCGCGGGACGCGUCGGGGCGGAGGCAGGGCAGCUAUGCGCUCCACGCCAACGGCGUCCGUAAGCGCGGGAUGUCCAUCCUGAGGGAGGUGGACGAGCAGUACCACGCCCUGCUGGAGAAGUACGAGGAGCUCCUGGGGAAGUGCCGUCGUCACGAGGAGAGCCUGUGUCACGCCGGCGUCCAGACCUCCAGGCCCGUGUCCAGGGACCCCUCCAUGAGAGAGUGCAUCAUGCCCAGCGCGGGGCCCUCUCCUGGGUCUCUGGGAGCCACCGGAGGACCCCCCACCCCGCCCCAGACACCCUCCACUCCUGAGGCCCUGGAGGGCAUCAGCAGACAGGUGGAGCAGGUGGACAAGAGGCUGGGCCAGAACGCACCAGAGUACAAGGCCCUGUUCAAGGAGAUCUUCUCCCGGCUGCAGAAGACCAAGAGAGACAUCAACUCCAGCAAAGGAAGGAAGGCCAGCAAGAAGGAGGAUCAGGGGAGAGAUCACAGGAAGACCAGCAAGUAAACUGAUCUCUCGCUCUCUCCAGGAUGAACACGAAGGAGAGGUAGACACACAAGCCAAUCAAAGACCAGGAACAUCUCCCCCUAGCUGGCCUCCCUCCACACACAGCAUAUUUUAAAGUGCUCUUUUAACACCAGGCGUGUUCACUUUAGUCGUCGAGUGUUUAUAUGCUUAGGUCCACGCUCAUGAGGUGAAUCCAGAGAACGGCUCCUGGUGUUAAAAUAGCACUAUGCUGUGCAGUCCCCCGGCUCAACAGAGUGAUCGCGCCUAGUGGUGUGACAUCACUUCCUGUCUGUGGCUGCAAGCACUGAAAGCCAGGUGGAGGGAGGAAGGAAGGA